AUGGAUGAUGACUGUAAAGAUUACAGGAAAAGCAAACCACAACAAAAAAUUUACAAACCUGGAAGUGGUCCUCUGAGGAGAUCGAGAAGAUCAACUCCUAGCAGUUCCUACAUGAAUUUAUAUGAACCAAAUGUAAUGGAUAAUAAGAAUACCAAUGCAAAAUCUGAUGAAUUCAUUAGCACAAGUGACAUCCAGAAAGAAAUUUAUGAUAGCUUAAGCAAAAAUGGUGUUAGUACUGGUGAUACCAAUCAGCAAGACAGGGAGCUUAAAGUUGAAUCUGUAAAUGAUAACAGUCAUGAAGAUGAAUCAGUUUCAAAAAAUUUUACAAAUCUUUGUGAUAUGACAAAUUUGGAUUGGACAGAGGAAGUGGAAAAGAACAUAAAAUUAGAUGAUAUAUGUGACUCAUCCACAAGUUUUUCACUAAAUCCUAAAACCUCCAUAUCUGAUGAGGUGAAGACAUCUGAACCAAAGGAAUCUAAAAGAAGUGGGCGAUCUCGAAGAAGAGAUAAAAGAAGUUCAAGCAGAGGUCAGAGAAAUUCAGAAAAAAAAACAGAGCGCACCAGAAAAGAUAGUAAUGUUAGCACACAGAGUAAGCCUGAAAGAAAUCGGAGGGAUAGUAAUGUUAGCAUCCAACACGAAUUAAUCUCUUCUUAUCCGAAACAUAGAGAACGAGAAAGAAGAGACAGUCAUAGAAGCAAUCGCUCCUCAACCAUAGGAAACAGCAGAGAUGACUUGGACAAAUGGAGAUCAUUAAGAUCAUAUAGCAGAGAACAGAGCUCUGAAAGACGGAUUAUAUCACAAUGUAACAGCAGAGAUGCUUCAUCUAACCGAGCUUUAAGUCCAAGAGAUGCUGAUGGAUUUAGAUUACCUAAACCAUCCAAUUCAACAUCAGCAAAUCAGAAACAUAAUGGGACUUGGCCCAAUGGGCGCAACUCAAGUAUAGAACGCAGAAGACAGUCUCCAGCGCCUAGUCAUGUUAACAUUGGAACCAAGGAGCAAACUAUAGAGAGUGGAGGUGGUACAAGUAGCGGUGGAGGGGUUAGGCGCUCAAAAAAGCGGACUUCUAGACGUAGAGGGCGAAACUCCGAGAAUGUUCUCCCUGCCACACACCAACCACCUGGUUCCACACCUGCCCCAACUAACAUAAAUUGGCGGGAAGAAAUACUUGAGUCAAAGAAACAUCAAACAUUAAGGGACAGACCACAUGACAGCACACAUCAGAGAAACAGACUGAACAGUGCACUCUCAGACAAGUCUAUGACGGAGUCUUCCGGUGCCCAACCUGGGUUAAUAAUUUUACCCCAUAGUUCUAUGUCAACUUUGCAAAAGGAUGGGCGCUGCGGAUUUGUUGAUACCCAAAAGACUUUAUAUGACCACCAUAAUCCAUCCAAACCUAUUGUUGUACAAACUAGUCCUAAUAAAGUAGAUGUGAGAAUGGAACAAGCAAUGAAAGAGACGUCAGUUCGCAGCGGAAUGGGCUACGAGGCGAGUGACGCAGCGAGAGCGGCAAGGCACGUCGCCCUCUUACAGAAGGUCGACAGGGCGGACGCCAUUUUGCGGACGCACACGCUGCGGGGCCCAGUGGCGCUUGCUUCUCACUGGGACGAUGUUAUAGAAACUAGAAGUUUUCUACAAGAUGCACUUCAAAAGCUGCUAAUGUCGGAUUUAAAAUAUUUACAAAAGUUAUAUGUUUUUUUGGGAGACUUAGCUAGAUAUAAGGAACAAGUAAACGAAACAAAUAAUUACGCCAAAAGUAAAUUCUGGUAUACAAAGGCCCAGCAGAUUAAUCCGAAAAAUGGAAGACCAUAUAACCAGCUAGCUUUAUUGGCAAUUUAUGCUAGAAGAAAGUUAGAUGCUGUGUAUUAUUACAUGAGAAGUUUAAUGUCGUCCAACCCGUUUCAAUCGGCGCGGGAGAGUCUGUUGUCUUUGUUUGAUGAAAACAGAAAAAAAUACGAGGCGGCGGAGAAGAAGCGUCGGGCGGCGGAGACGCAGAAGGCGGAGGGCGGCGACACGAGCGCGGCCAGCUCGGGCGGGCACGGCCUUCGGCGCGAGGUGUGGCUGCGGCCCGGCGCCUCCAGGGCCUCCCCCGCCCGCCACCAUAGCGACGACGAGCGCUUCGACGCCAUGACGCCGGUCGAGUUGAACAAGAACUUCAUCACGAGUUACUUGCACGUUCACGGCAAAUUAAUAACAAAAAUCGGGAUGGAGACUCUGCACGAGAGCGCGGCGCGGAUGCUCAGGCAGUUCCGCGCGCUGCUGCACCGGCAGCCGCUGCCCACGCCGGCCGCCCGCCUGCUGCAGCUCACCGCGCUCAACAUGUUCGCCGUCGAGAGCAACGCGGCGGCGCAAAGAGAAAACACCGGCAAUGGAGAGCGGUCGGCGUGGUUAGAGUGUGCGCUUGGCGUGUCUUUGCUCAUGUUCGGUGCGCUGUUAGAGCGAUGCUGCGCACUGCUACCAGAACCGCCAAACACGCAGCAACACGCCGAUGCCUUGCUGCUACUGCCAGCUAUUAAGGUGUGGUCCGACUGGAUGUUAUGUCACAGCUGUGUAUGGAAUCCACCACCGUCAUUCGAAAAUUUCGAAAUCGAGAGCGAAAACGACCCUUGGGAUUGGCUAGCUAAGCUUAUGAACAUCCUCGAGAAACUAGAUGACAAGUCAAUUGAAUUGGAAAACGACAUGAAAGAGGGCUACGUGGCGGUGCGUCUGUCGGAGGACGCCUCGCUCGCCGGCUUCACGCCGCUGAUGUACAUGGAGCCGGCAGUGGCGUGGCUGCGGGCGGACCGCGCCGCGCCCCACCACGCCGCCGAGCACGCGCUCCGCACGAGGAAGCUGCUCUUCUUCGGCACGGAAUACCUUGUGGGUGUGGAGCCGCCAGUGUUGAAGCUGGAGUAUCCGUCGGGAGCUUCGCCCCGUUACGUCAGCGCAGUGCAAAAAACACAGCCGCAAUACCCGCCCUUACAGAAUCUGGCCGAGGACUCUGACGACGGGGAGAGCGCGUGCGGCGCCGCGGCGAGCGAGCCCGCCGGCCUCUGCUCGGGCCCGGGCGCGCCGCUGCCGGAGGGCGCGGACGAGGCGACGCGCAGGCUGCUCAGGCGCAAGGAGCAGCUCGAGUCGCGCAAGGCCACACUGGAGCGACGCCGACAGCGGAUGCAGGAAAUGGUCGGCGGCGCCAGUUCCGGCGUGGAAGUGGAGGUGCGGCCUCGCUGGUUGGUGCCCGACACGAACUGCUUCAUCGACCACCUGCCGCUGCUGCAGGCCAUUGCCAACGCCCCCGGCCAGCCGUACACCCUCGCCGUGCCCCUAGUCGUGGUGGCGGAGCUGGAGGGUCUGCGGCGGUGCGAGCGCGUGGGCGCCGCGGCGGGCGGUGCGCGCUCGUGGCUGGCGGGCGCGGCGGGCGUGCGGCUCGCGACCGCGCGCGGCUCGCUGCUCGCGUCGCGCAGCUUCACCGCCGAGCACGACCACCCGCGCGCCUCCAACGACGACCGCGUGCUCGCCACCGCGCUCAACCUGCACGCGAACGUGCACACGCACGCGCACGCGCACGCGCACGCCGACGCGGACGCGCCGCCCGGUACGCAAGAGGAGAGUGGGGAGUCACCUAAAGGGCGUAGAGUUCGCGAGGUGGUGUUGCUGACGGACGAUCGGAACUUGCGCGUGAAGGCCCUGGCUGCGGACCUGCCUACGAGGGACCUGCCCUCCUUCGUGCAAUGGGCGGGCCUCAGCUGUGACGACACCGCUUCUCCUAAUACGCAGUCGAGCUCGGGGAAUACAACAAGUGGACAUAAU
Iphiclides podalirius (scarce swallowtail) is the source of this 3786-nucleotide messenger RNA. Lineage: Eukaryota; Metazoa; Arthropoda; Insecta; Lepidoptera; Papilionidae. The record is from the annotation of a GenBank genome assembly.